Messenger RNA from Dujonia railenensis, 3369 nucleotides. The record is from the annotation of a GenBank genome assembly. NCBI's taxonomy places the organism in Eukaryota, Fungi, Ascomycota, Pichiomycetes, Serinales, Debaryomycetaceae.
AUGCCUAGAGCAGUCUCUGUGGACAUAGAAAGUUCCGAGUUAAGGAGGUCGUCGCGUGCGGCAAAGAAGAGGCAAACUUACGUAGAGAGCGACGAUAGCGAUGAAUCAGCAUCGGAGGCUGCAUCUGAUGAUGAAUACAAAGCUACAAACGUCAAAAGAGCCAAAACUGCAAGUAAAAAACGUCAAAAGAAGUCGCCCUCUUCAACUUCAAGACCGAGCAAAAGUUCAAAUAGUUCAAUUCCCAAGGAUUUCGAGGAGAAUUACCUCUAUGAAUCCCUCUCUCAACCGGAGAUAUCGAUUCACGAGUUGACCUUGGAGUGGAUCGAAGCCUACGAGGAAGAGCCUUUAGAGUCCAUCACAACUUUGACAAAUUUAUUGCUAAGGUGUUGUGGGUGCAUUCAUCUCUUGCAGCCUCACGACUUACAAAAUCUAGAUUCUGCUGCUGAUACAAUAGCAGAAGUGCAAAUAGCAUUUGAGCUGCAAAAGACCCAUGAGUACCCAUUCAUCUCCAACAACAAAGAUUUAAGAUUCUUCAGGAAGAACGUUUUGGAAUUGUUUGAAGAAUUAAUCGAUAUAUCUUAUGAAAAGGGUUUAUUGUACAACAAUGAAGAUGAUGACGAUGAUGAGAUGGAUGACGACUCAUCAUCUCUUGCGUCUCCGUUGAUGAGAAAUGUAUUGACAUGGUUCACUUCUUUAUCUACUUCUACGGCGAGACCACUAAGACUCAUUUCUACUGUUAUCCUUUUAACAAUUCAAACCAAAUUGUGUCAUGUAAUGGUAAACCUUAUAUCAAAUCAAGAAAAGUCACAGAAGCAACUCACGAACAUUAAGGCCAAAAAUAAGAAGAGUAAAGCCAAGUUGGAUGCAGUUACUAAUACCAUCAAGUCUUACCAUUUACAAAUUGAAACGAUAAAUGAAUAUUUCAAUGAUAUUAGCGAAACAGUCUUUAUUCAUAGAUAUCGUGACGUAGAUCCUACAAUCAGACAAGAAUGUUUAAGACAUUUAGGUGAGUGGAUGAUCAUUUACCCUGACCAUUUCUUCCAAUCAUCCCAAUUGAGAUACUUCGGUUGGUUGUUGUCGGACCCAUCAAGUCAAGUUAGAAAUGAGGUGGUGAAGGUGCUAUUGAAGUUGUAUAGAAACAUCACAAGUAGCGCUGCAAGUAACUACAGUUUAGGAGUAGGAUUUAGACAAUUCACUGAGAGAUUCAAGCGUCAAAUGAUGAAUAUGAGUGUUAAGGAUCAAGAUGCAAAUGUCAGAGUAAACUUAAUGAGUUGCUUAGUAGAGUUACAGAAGAUUGGGUUCCUUGAUGAGUUGGAAAUUGUAGACAUAUCACUGCAUUUUUUCUUUAUCCUUGAGAAUAAAAAUGGCACUGAAUUCAGUACCAAGUCAAAAGCGAGCGAAGAUAAAUUGAAAUUAGAGUUGGCAAAGUUCAUUUCGAUAGCUAACAUAGAUUCUUACAAGAGAAGCCUUGAAAAGUACAGCAUAUACUUGGAGAAUAUAGGCGAGAAAGAAAAUGAGGAAACGAAAUCUCAGAUCGAGGGAUUCAUGAAGUUUAACCUAUUAAUCCAAUUCUUGAAAAAGUGUAGUGAGUAUUACCAAAAGAAAAGAAAGGCUACAAGUAACAAUGCCAGUAAGGUAAUUCAUGUUAUUUUUGAAAGUUUGUACCAAUUACCAUCUUAUCAUAAAUCAUGGGAAGUGCUCGUAAAUUAUUUCUUAUUUGAUUUUACAGCUAAAUUAACUGAAGGAGAGGGAUUGGAAAUUAAAAACUUGCUAGAAUUGAAUUCUAACGAGGAUAAACACUAUGUUUUGAGCUUCCUUCUUGGAAGCUUGGAAUCUAGUAAAAAUAUCAAAGCUACUUCAACUUCUGAAGAAGAAAACUAUGAAUCUAUUAUUUUAAAGCUUUCAAAUUACAUUCCGACUAUCCAGCAAAUUCUGAUAAAAAAUGCAGAUCUAUUUUUGGUUUAUAUGAAGACUUGGAACUUAAUUUUGAGCGAAUCUGACGGUACAAAGGGAAUAUUUACUGUAUUACAAGAUCUCGAACAGACAAGUUUAUUUAACGAUUUAAUUGAAAAAUUACUAAAGUAUUACCAAAAUUAUGAGCCAGCCAUAACCGAAAAUGAUGAAUUACUAAACAUCUACGAUGAAGUAUUUGUCAAAUUGCUCAGUAGUUAUAAUAGUAUCGGGAAUGGAGGCAAGGUUCUCAUUACACCAGAAAUAAGAAUUUUAGUGCAAAACAUGGUAAUGGAAUUAGCGGGAGAAUGUACACAUUGCGCUGAAUCCAUAUUUAUCACUUCGAGUACCUCAGAGAUUGAACAGUUCCAAUCUGGGGGUGUGAUCCAAUUUGAAAAUAUGUAUAAGAUUGCCUCGCCAUUGCUUAAAUUAGGUAGAGUUGGGGAGUUUAUCAAUUUGAAUGGAUUCAAACAAGUUACAACAUUUUCUCAAUUACUCAUAUCAAAGCUACAGGACCAGGUGAACUUAGAAAGAUAUUUAACCACGACACCAACGCAUUUUCUACAGAACUACUCCAAUAUUACCAAUACUUUUAAGAUCAUCUUAGAUUUCUUUUUGACUUUAAAUUCUUGGACGCUAGAAGAACUAAUGUUUACUCCCGCAAAUUUACAGCAAAAUUUCGAUUUAGAAAUAACAUUUGCAAAUCUUAGGCAUAUACUAAGCCUAGAGCUGAGUCUUUUGCUUUCUGUCACCAGUUCACAUAUCAAAUCGAGCAGUAUUGUAAAUCAAUUGCAAACAUUAAUAGGUGUCAAAUUCAUUGACCUAUUGGUGUCUAUGAAGAUUUUCUAUUCAAAAUUCAGAAAGUCCAACGAAUUUAAAAACUUCCAAUUCUUGAGUGAUAUUGGAGAUGGAUUUUUCAUUGCAAGAUUGAAUAUAGAGAUAGAGCAAAGAUUGUUGGACAUUUUCCUUUUCAAAGAAGCGGUCUUAGGAAAGCUCUUAGAUAUUGAUCUUGAUAGAAGUGAGACCGAAGAUGUAAAUCUUGGUGAUCUUGAGCUCGAGGAGAAUGACGAAUUUGAUGCAAAUGACUCAAGAUUUGACGAAGACGACAUAGCAGAUGAAGAUAAUGCUACUUUAACCAAGCUGCAAGAGCAGAAAAUGGAGGAAAAGAGAAAUCAAAAGGUUUGGACAGCCGAGAAGGAAUUCUGUGUAUUUUCUAUGAAGUUAUUUACGUUGGUAAACCUUUCCAUGGUCGAUAGUGGACUAAAAUCCAGAAUCGAGCUAAAUAAUGAAAAGAUUGGUGGAUUGUUUAGCAAGAUCACCAAACAAAACAAUCCACAAUCAACCUUAAAUAAUGUUGAAGAAAUUUCGACUGACCCCGUUCAAACUGAUCAGUCAAUCAUCCAAACUGUUGAAACCUAA